Ceraceosorus guamensis is the source of this 1128-nucleotide messenger RNA. RefSeq lists its product as hypothetical. Lineage: Eukaryota; Fungi; Basidiomycota; Exobasidiomycetes; Ceraceosorales; Ceraceosoraceae. The record is from RefSeq and is a predicted model, not a curated record. Bases 1 to 1128 code for a protein of 375 amino acids. The transcript has a single exon.
AUGGCACGCAAGCAUCACAAACUGGAAAGCGCCAAUGACGGCAGCUCGACAAAGCAACACCACAGAGGCGCCCACAAGGCCUACCAAAACCUGCUGGGGCUGGCUCAAGCAAAAGCCUGCGCAGAUGCUAAGCAAACACUCGACCACGAGCUGGAAGUCGGUCGCGCAGAGCUGAACCUCAAGCUUAAAGGAGAAUCUGAGACCGUUCGCGCAGAGCUGAACCUCAAGCUUAAAGGAGAAUCUGAGACCGUUCGCGCAGAGCUGAAGCACAAGCUUGAAGGGGAAAUGGAGACCGCUCGCGCAGAGGAGGAGCGCAAGCUUGAGAGGGAAAUGGAGACCGUUCGCGCAGAGAAGGAGCGCAAGCUUGAGAGGGAAAUGGAGACCGUUCGCGCAGAGCAGAACCGCAAGCUUGAGGAAGAAUUCCAGAUGGGUCGCGCACAGAACAAAGCGCGUUUGGACAAGCAACUUGAAUCAUCAUCAGCUGCACAGGCCCUACGAAUCACUACAGCCCAAAGGGAAGCAGAGAGGCGCAUGGACCACGAGCUCAUGGUGGGUCGCGCAAGCAUUCAAGAGCGCCUGAAAGUAGAGGCGCAACAAGCAUUGGAUCAAGAGUUCCAGAGGCGUUUGCCUGAGGUGGAGGAGUCGCUGUUUCAGACUCUGGGGGACCUUGUGAGGAAGUUUCGAUCGGCGCAAACUGAGCUAGAUGGUAUCAAAACUCAGAUCGAGCAGUCCAUGGAGGGAGCGAGUCGCGUCAUCAUUGACACCGACAUGGCGCCGGCAACGGCGGAUCGAGAAGACAAUGCCCAUCGAGAAGACAAUGCCGAUGCUCAGUCGGAGGUGUCUGAGCCACCGCCCCAGGAGGCAGCAGAGCUUGGAUCGGUCUGCAGUGACGGAGGGAUCAAGUCUCCAGCCUUCUUUCCUCCCACUCCCCCAGGGUUCUGGGAGAAUAUUGAGAAACUCACCAAGGAAGCCAAGACAAGCAAGCUCUUUCAUGAACCGUUCAGAGGGGAUCUCCGUGCUGGUGAGCAGCUGCCCAGCUCAUCGAAGAUCAAUCUGGACGAGGUGGACCGCGCCCUUGAAAGCAUCCGUGACGAGCAGCUGAAAGACGCCAGCAAGAAGACGUCUUGA